AUGGCUGUUUCUCCACCCAGAUACCGUUCCACCCUCGCAUUCUCCUUCUCCUUUCUCUUCUUCCUCGCACUCUGCACCCCUCUCACCGCCGCCACAGGCUUCGCCGGUUCAGCCUGCCUCAGUGUCUCCGCCUCCCGCUUCGCCGGCUCAAUCACCCAAGUCAUCACCGCCAUUGAAAAACUCUCGUCCAUUCUCUCACGCUUCUCCACGCGCUUCGCCGACUUCCGCCUCGCCACUGCUAUCGCCGACUGCCUCGACUUGCUCGACCUCUCCUCCGACGUCCUCUCCUGGGCCCUCUCCGCCUCUCAGAACCCCAAAGGGAAGCAUAACAGCACGGGGAACCUGAGUUCCGAUUUGAGGACAUGGCUAAGCGCGGCACUUGCGCAUCCACAAACUUGCAUGGAGGGAUUCGAAGGGACGAACAGCAUUGUGAAGAGUUUGGUAUCGGCUGGCAUCGGCGAAGUGGUGACGUUGGUGGAGCAGCUUCUGGCGCAGGUGGUGCCCGUACACGAUGAAUUUGACGCGAGCAAGGGGCAAUUUCCCUCGUGGGUUAAACCCAAGGAAAGGAAGCUUCUGCAAUCGAUUGGAGUGAGUCCUGAUGCUGUGGUUGCUUUGGAUGGGAGUGGGAACUACACUAGGAUCAUGGAGGCGGUGCUUGCGGCGCCCGAUUACAGCAUGAAACGGUUUGUGAUUUACAUAAAGAAAGGUGUUUAUGUUGAGAACGUGGAGAUCAAGAAGAAGAAAUGGAACAUCAUGAUGGUUGGAGAUGGGAUGGACGCCACCUUUAUCUCCGGUAACCGGAAUGUCGUCGACGGUUGGACCACCUUCCGGUCACCUACAUUCGCUGUGAGUGGCAGAGGGUUCAUAGCAAGAGACAUUUCCUUUCAGAACACGGCAGGGCCUGAGAAGCACCAAGCAGUGGCACUGAGAUCAGACUCAGACCUUUCCGUGUACUACCGAUGUGGGAUUUUCGGUUACCAAGACAGCCUAUACACCCACACCAUGCGCCAAUUCUUCAGAGAAUGCAGAAUAACAGGCACAGUGGACUUCAUCUUUGGCGACGCCACUGCCAUGUUCCAAAACUGCUUGAUACAAGCCAAGAAAGGCUUGCCAAAUCAGAAGAACACGAUCACAGCACACGGUAGAAAAGAUCCAAAUGAGCCAACAGGUUUCUCAUUCCAGUUCUGCAACAUCACUGCAGACUCUGACCUUGAACCCUUGGUCAGCACCACUCAAACGUACCUGGGCAGACCCUGGAAGGCUUACUCACGAACCGUUUUCAUGCAAUCGUUCAUGAGUGAGGUGAUAAGGGCAGAAGGGUGGUUGGAGUGGAAUGGAAACUUUGCUUUGGACACAUUGUACUACGGUGAGUACUUGAACACUGGAGCAGGUGCUGGCAUAGCUAACCGUGUGAAAUGGACAGGGUACCAUGCAUUGAAUGAUUCAAGCCAGGUGAAUAACUUCACAGUGACUCAAUUUAUUGAGGGGAAUCUGUGGUUGCCUUCCACUGGAGUGACCUACACUGCCGCAUUCACGGUUUAA
Molecule: messenger RNA, 1542 nt
Organism: Sphenostylis stenocarpa
Lineage: Eukaryota; Viridiplantae; Streptophyta; Magnoliopsida; Fabales; Fabaceae
Source: the annotation of a GenBank genome assembly